CUAUUCAUGUGAGUGCACUUGUCACAACGACACUAGAUGUCCUUGAGAUUAUUCAUAGAUGUCAUUGAUUCAGCCCCCAUUGUCUACAGUAUAUAAGAGUAUAUCGCCAACCCAACAGAAAUACACAGAACAAAGGGUGAAUGCACAGAAACAGAUUUGAGCAGAAAAGGAGCUUCUGACAAUGGAGAGUCAAAGAAUGCUUUCCGCGUUGCUUCUGUUGACGAUGGGUAUGGUGACCACUGCUCUUGCUGCAACUACUACUAUUGCAGACAUCACUUCAACGGUUGGCUCUUCAUCAGCCACUGCAACUACUACUAUUGCAGACAUCACUUCAACGGUUGGCUCUUCAUCAGCCACUGUGUGUGGCACCCCUCCACUCAACAACAAAAUAGUGGGAGGAGAAAAUGCCCCUGCAGGAAGUUGGCCCUGGCAGGCAAGUCUCCAAACGUUUGACAGACAUGUUUGUGGUGGGUCCCUCAUCAACAAGGUGUGGGUGAUGUCUGCAGCCCACUGCUUCUCUAGCUCAGACCCAAAUGGUUGGAACAUUAACCUUGGUCAACAGACCCUGGAGGGGAUUAACCCCAACAAAGUGUCCAGAACUGUGGCUGAGAUCAUUAUACAUCCAGAUUACAACGAUUUAACAAACGACAACGACAUCGCUCUGCUCAAACUCUCCUCACCAGUCAACUUCACAAACUACAUCCGACCCGUCUGUCUGGCAGCAAGUGAUAGUGUUUUCAACAAUGGUACUGAUAGCUGGGUGACCGGCUGGGGCAACAUCAAUGAAGGAGUUCCCCUCCCAUCCCCCCAGGAUCUGCAAGAAGUGGAGGUUUCAGUUGUGGGGAACAGACAGUGUGACUGCCUCAAUGGGGCCGGCUCAAUCACAGACAACAUGCUCUGUGCUGGUGAUCUGACAGGGGGCAAGGACUCAUGUCAGGGUGACUCAGGAGGGCCAAUGGUGAACCAACAGAACUCUGUCUGGGUCCAGUCUGGGAUUGUUAGUUGGGGUCAAGGCUGCGCUCGGCCCAAUCUCCCUGGGAUCUACACCAGAGUGUCCCGUUACCAGUCCUGGAUCGACUCCCAUAUCAGGACCGACAAGCCAGGCUUUGUCCAAUUUACCUCCAGUGGGGUAGAUGCUGACAGCUAUUACAUCUGUUCUGAUGGCCCAACAACUACUGUCGACGCCUACCCUUACCCCUACCCUUACCCCUACCCUUACCCCUACCCUUACCCUUACCCCUACCCUUGCGAUUCCAUUUUUGAUCAUGGGCACAGUUUGUUCAGCUCCCUUUAUUUGCUGAGCACCUUGUUCAUUCUGAUGUUUCUUACCAUUUAAAUUCUUUCCGUGAUGCAGUCAAGGGCAAAGGUUUAAUUGGCAGUCUGAGUGCUAUUCGUUCGGGAGAUGUAUCUUUUAAAGUAAUGGCUGGCGUGCUCUGGAAGAACGAGAGUUGGGAAGGAGAUAGGAUAUGAGUUGGGAAGGAGAUAGGAUAUGAGUUGGGAAGGAGAUAGGAUAUGAGUUGGGAAGGAGAUAGGAUAUGAGUUGGGAAGGAGAUAGGAUAUGAGUUGGGAAGGAGAUAGGAUAUGAGUUGGGAAGGAGAUAGGAUAUGAGUUGGGAAGGAGAUAGGAUAUGAGUUGGGAAGGAGAUAGGAUAUGAGUUGGGAAGGAGAUAGGAUAUGAGUUGGGAAGGAGAUAGGAUAUGAGUUGGGAAGGAGAUAGGAUAUGAGUUGGGAAGGAGAUAGGAUAUGAGUUGGGAAGGAGAUAGAAUAUGAGUUGGGAAGGAGAUAGCCUAUUGCUGCAUAUCCUAUCUAGUAUAUUGUGUGUUCACUUUUCCCUGGAUAGCCUAUUGCUGAGUGAGUGUUGUUUUCAAUGGGCCUUACUGUUGUCUUGAUUUAUUUGUGAAGAUGGAUAACCUGAAAUGUAUUUACUUAUUAAAGGGGCAAUAUGGGAUUCAAACAAACAGUGACCCUGACAUUGUUUUUGUAAAAAGCUUAGGGAUAGAGGCUAAAGAAAUGUAUCUCUUAAAAAGCUUAGGGAUAGAGGCUAAAGAAAUGUAUCUCUUAAAAAGCUUAGGGAUAGAGGCUAAAGAAAUGUAUCUCUUAAAUUCAUAGACAGCGGUUUGAUAGCUUUAACCAAGUUUUGUAAGCUUUACAAUGUUUUUUUUUACAAUUACAUUGUUUAUAAAAAAUAUAUUAAAACAAGCUUAUAUUUUGGCUUGUGGUGAAGUAGGACAGCACUAAGCUCAUGAGACAUUUUAAGUUACAUUCUUCAAGAAUUAAUGGCUAUAUAUCAUUAAAGAUGCACUUUAGUCUCAUUUUCAUCUCAUUUAUCACGUUAUUUAUUUAACAGAAGGCACAUCUCAAUAGGUGGUUCAAGUAAGUCAUGACAUGUCUUGAAGUGGGAUGAAGUGGGAGGGGCUUUCCCCCUUCUGUUAUCUAUUGGUCCUCUAACCACUAAUCUGCACAAAACAUAUAUGUUAAACCCUUAAGUGGGUGUACAUUAAUUGGGAUAGAUAUUGUUUCAACAAGAAACAUUUAUUUUUUAAAUCUUUUUUUUUAGCUGGAGUGUGUCUAAUUUAUAAGUAAAAAAAUGGGUGUACUAUUCCCAGAUUGCCCUUUUAAUAUUUGAGAAAUGACAAAUCCUUUUGCUAUGAAAGUUGUAUAAGAAUGAAAAAUCAAAUGUCUUUCUGGAGCGGCCUGCAGUGGUCUUGUGGUUUAGUGCCACAGCCCGACUGGAUAAGAGCAUCUGCUAAAUGACUGCCAUGUGAAACUUCUCCUGUCUUUCUCGUCUCUUCUUCUAUCUUUCCUAUCAAUUAAAAGCAUGGUUAACACUAUGCUUUAAAUACACAUAUUAACCUUUCCUAAAGAAGGCACUGCAUUGUGAAACUUUUGUUGAGGUUUAUUCAUUAAAAUGUUGUGAACACAUA
Messenger RNA from Oncorhynchus gorbuscha (pink salmon), 2923 nucleotides. RefSeq names its product tryptase-like. Gene Ontology annotation, molecular function: serine-type endopeptidase activity. Lineage: Eukaryota; Metazoa; Chordata; Actinopteri; Salmoniformes; Salmonidae. The transcript is spliced from 9 exons. The record is from RefSeq and is a predicted model, not a curated record. Gene Ontology annotation, biological process: proteolysis. The coding region runs from base 182 to 1336 and encodes 384 amino acids.